GACAAGGUUUCUGACGCUGAGGACAAGGUUUCUGACGCUGAGGACAAGGUUUCUGACGCUGAGGACAAGGUUCCUGUAGCUGAAGACAAGUUUUGUGACGCUGAGGACAAGGUUUGUGACGCUGAGGACAAGGGUACUGACGCUGAGGACAAGGCCGUUCUGACGCUGAUGACAAGGUUUCUGACGCUAAGGACAAGGUUGAUGACGUUGAAGACAAGGGGCCUGACGCUGAGGACAAGGUUUCUGACGCUGAGGUCAAGGUUCCUGACACUGGGGACAAGGUUCCAGUAGAUGAGGACAAGGUUCAUGACGCUGAUCACAAGGUUCCUGAGGCUGAUUCCAAGCUUCCUGACUCUGGGGACAAGGUUGCUGACGCUGAGGGCAACGUUCCUGACGCUGAGGACAAAGUUCCUGACGCUGUUGUCAAGAUCCUUGACGCUGAGAAUAGGGUUCCUGUCGCUGAGGGCAAGGUUUACGACGCUAACGCAAGGUUCCUGACGCUGAGGACAAGGUUCUUCACGCUGAGGACAAGGUUCCUGACACUGAAGACAAG
Paramuricea clavata is the source of this 553-nucleotide messenger RNA. The record is from the annotation of a GenBank genome assembly. NCBI's taxonomy places the organism in Eukaryota, Metazoa, Cnidaria, Anthozoa, Malacalcyonacea, Plexauridae.